AAAAAAUUCACCAGAGAAAAUCCACCAAAAAAGUUCAGCGACAAGGAUCCAAGAAAGUGCAUCCAAAAAAUGCCAACGAAGUGCAAAAAAAAAAAAAAAAAACGAAAGAAAAAGAACAAAACAAGAAAGAAGAAGAAAGAAAACAGAAAAAAAUAAAAAAUAAAGUGAGAAAGAAAAAAAAAAAUAAAGCGAGAAAGAGGAAAAAAAUAAAGCGAAAAGAAAAAAACACCCGAAAGAAAAGAGAAACAAGAAAAAAGAUAGAAAAUGAGAAAAAAAAAAGACAAAAAGAAAGAUGCAAAAAAGAAGAAAAAGAAGAAUACAGAAAAGAAGAAAAGAAAUAA
This is a messenger RNA of Racocetra fulgida, 341 nucleotides long. NCBI's taxonomy places the organism in Eukaryota, Fungi, Glomeromycota, Glomeromycetes, Diversisporales, Gigasporaceae. The record is from the annotation of a GenBank genome assembly.